Messenger RNA from Pochonia chlamydosporia 170, 315 nucleotides. RefSeq lists its product as hypothetical. Bases 1 to 315 code for a protein of 104 amino acids. The transcript has a single exon. Gene Ontology annotation, molecular function: protein dimerization activity. The record is from RefSeq and is a predicted model, not a curated record. Lineage: Eukaryota; Fungi; Ascomycota; Sordariomycetes; Hypocreales; Clavicipitaceae.
AUGUCUGGACUUCAUGACGAUGAGGCAGGAUGUGAUGAAGCCAUUGCUUACUGGUUGUCCCGCUAUGACUCGCAGAGAGACCUUGCUCGCUUCGCUCUGGACAUGUUUGCCAUCUCACCUAUGUCGGAUGAGUGCGAACGUCUUUUUAGUAGUGCCAAGCUUACUGUUCUUGAUCGCCGUGGCAGGCUGAAGGCUGAUAUUAUUGAGGCGUGUGAGUGUCUAAGGGCCUGGUUUGGAAAGCCAGAGGUUGAGAACGAUAGUGAGAGCGAGGACGGUAGGAAUGACGACGAUAGAUUCAGCGUAUCGCAGAUGUAA